Messenger RNA from Saccostrea echinata, 1637 nucleotides. Its product is annotated as titin-like. NCBI's taxonomy places the organism in Eukaryota, Metazoa, Mollusca, Bivalvia, Ostreida, Ostreidae. The coding region runs from base 15 to 1604 and encodes 529 amino acids. The record is from RefSeq and is a predicted model, not a curated record. The transcript has 8 exons.
AGAGGAUCCUAGUGAUGAGGAAACUGGUUUUCUCUUUGUUUGUGGUUUACGCUUCGAUAAUUAGUGGACUAUUCUACGCUCUCUUUACCGAUUAUUGGAUAGAUGAAACAGGCUACAACUUUGGAGUCUUCAAGUAUUGUGCCAACAAUGUCACAGAAUGUCAAAGUGUUACAAAUGAGCUACACACUGGACAAGAUUAUCUACUCGUCACUCGUUAUACCUUGAUCAGCGCUUGUGUCUUUGGUUCUCUAUGUUUAUUAUGCUGUGUGUUUUCCAUGUGUGAAUCGUGUCGGCCAUGUUGUAAAAAAGCAAAGAUGUUUGCGAGAACAAAUGUGAUUUCAACGUUCAUCUUGAUUGUACUGGAAACAUGCACAGUUGUGUCGUUUAUGCUUGCUUUGGCGAAAUUGCCCACGUCAGGGUCUCUAACAAAGGGCUGGUCGUUCUAUGUGGAAGUGCUGUCAUCGAUUUUUACAGCUUUCGUUUUUUUCAUCCUCAUCUUCAGCAUAUUAUUUUGCAACAAAAAAUACUGUCUGGAUCAUACAGCAUUUGUGUCUCGUUCCUCUAACGAAAAGUUACACUUUACAAAGCCCCCUAGGAGUGUGAAUGUGGACGUUGGGAAAUCAGUGUCGGUGACUGCAGAAGUAUUAAACGCCGACAACGUUUACUGGUGCAAAGGAAGAGAUCACGUGAUCAAGUAUUCCACUUCUUUCACCGAACACUUUGAAUCCCCGAAAGCUGAAUUAAAAAUACAAAAUACAAGACUUCAAGACGAAGGCGAAUAUACCUGUGUUGCGGAAAAAUAUGGGAAAAACAAAGCCAAACGAAAACAUAAAUUCUCCAUUUAUGUCUUUCAUGUUCAGCCGGUAUUUACAAAAAAGCCGGAGAAUGUCACUGUACAUGUUGGUAGUGUGCUAAACUUGGAGGCCAAAGUAAAUAAUGCAGAAUCUGUUACAUGGACGCAUAACGGAAAAGAACUUAUCAAUUCUUCAAAAGAAAACAUAGAACUGAAUUUUCUGCACGGUGAAGCCUCUUUAAGAAUCGGAAAAGUGACAACGGAUCAUGACGGGGAUUACAAAUGUACUGCUAGAUCGGGAAAUGACCCACAGAAAGCGAAGAAGGAUUUUGCACAUUGCAAUGUUAGGGUCGUAAAUGCUGAACUGCCAUCAUUUGAAAAUGCACCAGGAUCUAAGAAUAUAAAGGAGGGCGACAUUCUAGAAAUAGAAUUAAAAGUUUGUGGAUUUCCUUUACCAGAAAAAGUUUCUUGGUUCAAAGGAAACGACAGGCUAGAGAUGAACAAACGAAUAACAAUGCACUAUAUUGAAGGAAAAUCAAAACUAGCCAUACAAGAUACAAGGGAGGCCGACUCGGGUUUAUAUGAAUGCUACACCGAAAACAUACAUGGAAAUAACGUAUGUCGGAUACCUGUUAAGGUUACGAAGGAUGGGCAGUCGCAAGAGAGGAUCGAAUGUCCCAUCUGCAUGGACCGUCGUCCAGACAAAGUCUUACAGUGUGGUCACGUCUUCUGCUCGGAGUGUUCGGGAAGAUUUACCGAGUGUCCCAAUUGCAGGGCUCCUGUUCAAAUUUUAACCAGUCUAUUUCUUUAGUGUAUUUCAAUAUUCUUCUCAGAAGCAGGUUUA